AUGUGCUAUGCCAAUAUCAUGGUGCAUCAUGUGCCACAUCAUGGCAUGACCCUCUCAAGUUCAUAUGAGACCUUCCUAAACCUUUGGUUUGUCUUGGUGGUGUCGUUUGCCUAA
Spirodela intermedia is the source of this 114-nucleotide messenger RNA. The record is from the annotation of a GenBank genome assembly. Lineage: Eukaryota; Viridiplantae; Streptophyta; Magnoliopsida; Alismatales; Araceae.